GGUCGGAGGGACAUCUCACCGUCGCCCUCACCCUCCCCCAUCCCGAGGGACACAAGCUUCGGAAUGCCAGUGGAGGAUAUCACAAAGACCGCAACUGAUCAGGAGGAUGGCGACUCUUCGGCCACAAUGGAAACGGAAGACGGCGAAUCUUCGGCUACAAUGGAAAUCGGAAGUAAAGGUAUGGAGGAGCGAAUGGAGGAGGAAGAACAAGAGGGAGAGGAGGACGAUGAGCAAGAGGGGGAGGGGAAUUACAAGGGGCUGGAUGAAGGGGACGGACAAGAGGAGGGGGAACAAGUAGCACAUCAGGACCCGUCAACAGACAGUCAAGCACCACUAGACAGUGAAGCCACUACGGGAGAGGGUCUGGGACAAGAAACAGAGGCCCGGCAGCAGCAGAACCCGUUGACGGAGUUGGCGAGGCAGGAGCGAUCAAAGACCGGCUUGGAGACCAUCCUGCGUGAGGGCGAAUGUUACGUCUGCCCCAUCACGAUUGGGGGGAAAUGAGCAAGAUUAAGCUGCUGAUGGACGGCCCUAAUGAGGUGCCGAUCUUCAGUGUGAACAAGCUGCCGCAAGAGCAAGAGGUCC
Chara braunii is the source of this 585-nucleotide messenger RNA. NCBI's taxonomy places the organism in Eukaryota, Viridiplantae, Streptophyta, Charophyceae, Charales, Characeae. The record is from the annotation of a GenBank genome assembly.